Molecule: messenger RNA, 2265 nt
Organism: Diversispora eburnea
Lineage: Eukaryota; Fungi; Glomeromycota; Glomeromycetes; Diversisporales; Diversisporaceae
Source: the annotation of a GenBank genome assembly
AUGCUUGCGAUAGGAAACUACCACAAAAAUAAUUCGGACAGAUAUCAUUGUAAUAGUUUAUUAGAAGAUGGAUGGUGGUUAGAUGGUACUUCUUUACAUAAAAACUGGCAACCAAAAGGUUGUAUGAUGCAUAAAUAUCAAUUAAAAGAUAUUCAAACCUGUCUCUCAAAACGACGUGUUUUAUUCAUAGGUGAUUCUUUGAUUAGAAAACUCUUUUAUACUUUAACAAAAAAAAUAAAUCCCAAUGUUAAAACUAUCAAUGAUGCUCAUUCAAAUUUACACUUUCUUAUGAACGAAAACAUAACACUUGACUUCAUUUGGGAUCCUUAUUUGAAUUCAACAGAAAUUAAUGAUAUUUUAUUUAGUCAACAAUCUUAUUCAAAUUCAAUAAAACCUAGUAUAUUGUUUCUUGGAACAGGAUUAUGGUAUUUACGAUAUCCUGAUUCAGGAGGAUACGAUAGUUGGCAAAAAAAAAUUGAUACAAUAAUAGAUUCAUUUACAUCUCAAAUUGACAUUACAACAAAAUCAGAAAAAUCAGAAAAUAUCUCGGAUUCUAUAUUUUUAUCUCCAGUUGAAAAUUUAAUUUAUGAAAAAUUGAGUCAAGUUAGAGCAAAUACCAUGCAUCAAGAAGAUAUUGACAAGAUGAAUAAUUAUCUUGCUUUCAAGAGACAGGAAAUUUUAGAAUUAAGAAAUGAUUUCAUGAAACAAGAUGAUUUUAAUAUUCCUUUUGUUUUUAACAAAAUUCUUAAGGGUAUUCCCGAUGCAACAGAAGAUGGACUACAUUUUAAUGACGAAUUAUUAAACGUGCAUAUGGAUAUUUUACUAAAUUUUAGAUGUAAUAAUAUCAUUCCAAAAAAGAUUCCUUUUGAUAAUACAUGUUGUUUUAGAUAUCCAAAAGGUAAUUGGAUACAAACUUUGAUAAUAACAUCAAUAACAUUAUUUGUAAUUAAUUUACCAAUUAUAAUUUAUUAUAGAACUUAUGAAUCUAACACUUUAGGAUUUAUAGAAAAGAUAAUUCCACAAAAAUCUACAUUAGUUUCACUUUCAAUUUUAGGUCUCUCCAUUAUUUAUAUGUAUUGGUCAGAUCGAACAAUUUUAUUUUCAAAAUCUCAAAAACAAUUCAAUUUUUAUUCAUUUACUUUUCUCAACCUUUUAUAUUUUAUUUUUGGUUUAUUCACAAUUAAAACCAAUGAAAAAGAUCAACUUUUCUUAAAUCGAGAUCAAACAGAUGAAUGGAAAGGUUGGAUGCAACUUUCAGUAUUGGUAUAUCAUUACUUUGGAGCGUCAAGUAUUCAUGGUAUAUAUAAUCCUAUCCGUAUAUUAGUUGCUUCAUAUCUUUUCAUGACCGCAUCUAUAAUAUCUAGUUUAUUUAUAUUAACACCUGGUUUAUUAGAAAAAACAUUUGAAAUUCUAAAUAAUAUUUUCAAUAUCACUUGGUCAGCACAUGAAUGGAGGUUUAGAGUAAGAUUAGAUUUAUUGAUAGUUUUCGUUGGAAUGAUUGUAGGAUUUGUCACUAUCAAAUUUCAAGAAUAUCAGAUUUCAGAGAAAAGAUAUUUUUCAACUUUAAAGCGUAAUUCCAUAAUUCUUUCUAUCCUUACUUUAGUUUGGUAUUUCUGGUUUGAAUUAUCAAGAUCCAGUAAAUUUGAAUAUAAUGAAUAUCAUCCAUAUAUUUCCUUCUUACCUAUAAUAAGUUUCAUAAUUCUUCGAAAUUCUACUCAAUAUUUAAGAAACAAAACUAGUGGAUUAUUUAUAUUUUUUGGACGUUGUUCACUAGAAACUUUUAUUGCACAAUUUCAUAUGUGGCUUGCAGCUGACACUAAAGGAUUACUUGUUGUUACACCUCCAGAAAUGUUUUGGACAAAUUUUGUAAUUACUACUUUUAUCUUUAUUUAUGUUAGUCAUUGGUUAACCAAAGCAACUGAAGAAUUGACAGAAUGGAUUUGUGUACUUGAUGAAAAAGAAGAGUUAAGUAAUGAAAAACGAAUGAAAAAUUUGAUUGUUGUUAUAAAAGAGGAAGUAAUGAAUUUAUUAGGAAAUUUAAAAUUUAAAUUUUUAAUUAUAAUUUUUAGACACAAUUUACGACGUUUUGUUCUUCACAUUCAUAAUCAUUUUUUCAAAACAAUACAUGCAUACAAGAAUGACAUUACAACCAAAAGCGGUUGUACUCACUCGGCAAUAAUAGAACAACUAUCUCGCGACCAACAGAGAAUGUUUCAGUAUGCAAGGUCAAAACCCAAAACCCUCGAGAUCCUCGCACCUGGUUAA